This is a messenger RNA of Fomitopsis serialis, 3285 nucleotides long. RefSeq lists its product as uncharacterized. Bases 1 to 3285 code for a protein of 1094 amino acids. The record is from RefSeq and is a predicted model, not a curated record. NCBI's taxonomy places the organism in Eukaryota, Fungi, Basidiomycota, Agaricomycetes, Polyporales, Fomitopsidaceae. The transcript is spliced from 18 exons. Gene Ontology annotation, molecular function: phosphopantetheine binding.
AUGGUGUCUCGCCGAUUCAUCCCUCCGCCUCCGUGCACGCAGGCCCUGUCCAGCACCACAUUCCGACCUCCGCCUUUGGAUGGAUCGUUGACCCUCGCUGAGAUGUUCGACUGGCACUUAGACCAUAACCAAAACCACCGUCUCUUUGUAUUUCCACUGAACGAUGGCACCAUCAGAGCGAUCUACUGGCCUGAGGCAGUCAAAGCCGUGUACACGGGUGCCAGCAUCAUCCAAGCACGUAUAGCCGACACUGCUGUGGCCGACGGGGCACCAAUUGUUGUAGCCAUAUUGGCUCUAUCUGACGCGAUCCCGCAUUUUACCAUGAUGAUGAGCAUCAUGCGGGCGAACUACGCCGUAUUCCCAAUCUCUCCCCGCAAUUCGCCAAUGGCCGUUGCACACCUAAUCGAUAAGGUUGGGGUCUGUCAUGUCCUCGUCGGACGAGAGCCAGCUAUGCAGGACCUCGCCAACGAAGCGUUGGGUAUCCUUAUAACACGGUACGGAGCAGAGAAGCUACCGACGUUCUCACCGAUGCCGCUCUUCGAGGAGCUAUUUCUCUCCACGGAAGCCGGCUGCUCCGAGAGCCUCCCUGUGCCUCCGCUGUACGUCUACAAAGGUCCAGAUACUGUUGUCAUGGUUCUACAUUCUUCAGGCUCUAUCUCAUUUCCGAAACCGAUAUAUCGAACCAACCAUUGCCUGUGUCAACUAUGUCUCAUUCCUUGGUUCGGGGAACGCGAUCUGACUGGUCAGGUGUUUUCUCUGCAUACGAUGCCAAUGUACCACGCAAUGGGUGUCCAGCAGCUCUGUACGACGGCAUCCUCAGGAAUGGUGGUCAGCUCGUUCGAGCCGCAGUUGCUGGCACCUAUCCCAACACCCGAUGCCCUGUUCGUCGCUGCCAAAGCGACGGAAACCGACAUUCUAUUUUGCGUGCCAUCCUUUGUCGAGGCCUGGUCUCGGAACCCAGAAUAUGUACGCUGGCUCGCGACUCGUGGUGGUGUGCUCUUCGGCGGUGGUCCCUUGAAUAAGGAGGCGGGCGACUACAUGACGUCGCAGGGUAUCUCGAUUUUCAAUUUGUACGGCUCGACGGAGAGUGGUACUGCCAGUCAAAUGUUGCCAGCUGAGGUCGGCUACGACUGGGAUUACUUCAAGUUCUCUGGACGUGUUACGCCGCACAUGAUUCCGUACGGAAACAAAGCAUAUGAGCUUGUUAUGAUGGAGAACGAAUAUUGUCGUCCAAGUGUGAUCAACACAAAAGUGAAUGGCGCGGAUGCAUAUGCGACAUCUGAUCUGUUGGUCCCGCACCCAACGAAGCAUGGGUAUUGGAAGGUGUACGGCAGGACCGACGAUCAGAUCAUACACAGUACCGGGGAGAAGACAAACCCGGUACCACUGGAGAACAUGCUCAAUCAAAAUCCACAUGUUCUGGCGUCUGUGAUGUUCGGACGUGGUCGGUUCCAGGCCGGGGUUCUUGUCGACCCCAGACCUGAGUACAGGUUCGAUCCGGCUAACGAAACCAGGCUUGCAGAGUUCAGAAAUAUGAUCUGGCCGGCCGUGGCACGGAUGAAUGCAUGUGCGCCUCAGCAUUCCAGGCUAUUCAAAGAGGCCAGUAUGACACGAUUAAGCAUGAUCAUUGUCGCAAAGCCGGGAAAACCUUUCACGUAUACAGCGAAGAGCACUGCACGCCGUCGGGCCAUCAUCGAUGACUAUGCCGAUGACAUCGAUACCCUCUACGACAACCUCGAGAAAACGACCCAAUCUGGUAUCCCGCCUCCGUCACACUGGGAUGUACUCACCACGCUCGAAUUCGUCCGUGCAGUCGUCAAUGAGGUUCUGGUGCACAAUGUCGAAGAUAACGACGAUAUAUUUCAAUACGGCUGCGACAGUCUCCAAGCCACACAUAUCAGGAAUGUGUUGUUGCGCGCCUUGCGUGACUCUGAGCUGCCUGACACGCGCACGAGCAUUGGCAACCUCGUAUACGACCAUCCCACUAUUUCACGUCUCGCCUCGUUCCUCCUUGGACUGGCGACCGGCUCCACGGGCACGCCCAGAUCGCUAGAUGAACGAGUUGACAAAAUGGUCGCGAUGGCUACAAAGUAUUGCCAGGGGAUCCCAGGUCAUGGACCCACAGCGUCAGCAACACGCCUCGAGAACGUCAUCCUAGUGACAGGUACCACUGGCAGCCUUGGGAGCUUCCUGCUCUCUCGCCUCGUCGACGAUCCGUCUGUUGUACGUAUCUACGCGUUGAACCGUCCUUCCAGAGACGGAGAAGAGCUGCUAUCGCGACAGAAGGCCGCUCUGUCGUCUCGCGGGCUUGUAAUCGCCAUACUCGAGAGUACAAAGGUUUUACUUUUGGAGGCCGAUGUCUCAGUGGUCGGUUUCGCGCUCCCGGAACAGGUAUAUUCAGAGAUGCAAAUUUCUGUAACACAUGUGAUUCACAACGCUUGGCGGGUAGACUUCAAUCUGUCUCUUGAGUCGUUUGAGCCGAAUGUCAAGAGUGUGCGCAACCUAGUUGACUUCGCAUUAUCAUCCCCACGUCCUACUCCGCCGCGCAUGCUAUUCACCAGUUCCAUGGGUAUCUUCCAGAAUAUCGAAACCGGCCAACUCGCAGAACACGUCGUAAAGCCCGACGUCGCUGUUGGGUCGGGCUAUUCGGAAUCAAAAUGGGUAGCUGAACGAAUCCUCUUGGAAGCGGCACGGAAGACGACUCUUGAAGUUCUCGUCGUGCGCGUUGGUCAGAUAUGCGGAGGAGGGCCUGACGGGGCGUGGAAUGCCCACGAAUGGUUUCCUGCCAUGGUGCAGAGUGCCACGAAACUGGGCUGCUUCCCGGAUGACCUCAUGACAGUGUCGUGGGUGCCGUUGGAUACCGCAGCCACUGCGAUGGCAGGGCUCAUUUUAGCCCCGUACAAGGAAGACAUCGUACAUUUGGUUCAUCCCCGUCCUGUCUCUUGGAUGUCACUCGCGACCAUCAUCGCGAACGAGUUGGAUGUUUCCCUCGUCCCCUUCGACCAAUGGCUCUCCAAGCUCGAAGCACUACACUCAUCCCAUGCUCCUCGCCCAGGUCAGGCGCGAGCCGAGGCCGAGUCACUGCGGAGUGUGCGUGCCUUGCGCUUGCUCCCCUGGUUCAAGGUACUUUCGACUUCGCGAGACAAAUCGGAGGCAUCGGGUUGCCCGGCUCCCUCUGCAUCCCGUGCUACGGAAAUGUCCCCUAUCCUGGCAGCUGCAGCUCCACUGACUGGCGCAGAUGUGAAACGGUGGCUAGCAUUCUGGCGCUCGGCGGGGUCGCUGUGA